ACGAAAUUAAGGCGCAUAUAUUUGUAUAAUGUUUAUGUCGAUGUUUUAAAAAUAAAUAUAGUUUUUCAUAAUAUUUUCAAAACUAAAUCGAAGAUAGAACACCUUUUAAAUACAUUAUUGAUAAAAUUAGCAGGCUUUAUUUAACAAAAUUAGUACUUUAUUUAGAACUAUUUUCUAUAAGCAGGUGUCCCCGCGGAGGUAGUUGUGUACAUGGACUGUGUUGUGCGGUUCUAAACGACCAAAAUGGAAAUAUAGCGGAUUUUACAUACGUUGUGUUUAUUAAGUAAAGUGUCGUAUUUAUAGGAAUAAAAGCAUCAUAAAGAAUGUCAUCUGAAACUGUUGCGAAGUCUGUUGGCAAGAAAUUGCGAUACUACUUUGAAGUGAAGCGUUUAGAAGAUGGGUUUGAUUUGUCAGGGGUUAAUGCCCCACAGUUGAAUCAUCCGCCUCUUAAGUCUGGCAUAAUUUGGGACUUAGUUAAACGUCAGUCACCCUACAAAGAGAAUAUUGUUGAAUAUGCUACAAAAAGAGAAAAGCAUCCCACAAUGCCCCAGUGGAUGUAUCGACACCAUCCCAGGGAGGGUAAAGCAAUACGUCCUGAGUUUGUUGGCUUUGGUGUGGGUCUCAAAUCAGAGAAACGAAAACAAAUAAAGGGAGGUUUCCCAUUGAUGAGAAGUGUCCCCAGUAGUAAGUAACUAAAGGAGAGGCACAACAGGCUGAUAGAUGUCGCCUACAAAAUA
This is a messenger RNA of Mercenaria mercenaria, 737 nucleotides long. RefSeq lists its product as uncharacterized. NCBI's taxonomy places the organism in Eukaryota, Metazoa, Mollusca, Bivalvia, Venerida, Veneridae. The record is from RefSeq and is a predicted model, not a curated record. The transcript is spliced from 5 exons. Bases 324 to 692 code for a protein of 122 amino acids.